AUGUCAGCUCUCAAUGACACCGCAUUGAGCUAUGCCGUAUUUCUUCUCAGCAGGAUACCUGGUCAGGAAGAUGUUUAUCUCUGGAUCGCAAUCCUCUUCUGCUUCAUAUACGUAAUUUCUAUAGUAGGAAAUUCAGUCAUUCUAUUCAUUAUAAAAACAGACCCAAGCCUGCAUGAGCCCAUGUACAUUUUCCUCUCCAUGUUGGCUUUUACAGAUGUUGGCUUUCUCAUAACCACCAUGCCGACCAUACUGGGCGUGUACUUGUUUAACUCUAGGGAGAUCGGCCUCGAUGCUUGUUUUGCCCAGCUGUCCUUCAUUGCUGCGCUUCAGUGCACGGAAUCUGCCGUGCUCUUGUUGAUGGCCAUUGACCGCUUCAUUGCGAUCUGCAACCCACUGAGAUACGCCUCCAUCUUAACUCUGCCGAGAAUAUCCAAGAUGGGGCUGGUGUCUGUGCUAAAAUCAGUGGUGCUAGUAUUCCCAUUCCCCUUUCUUCUGAAGCCGUACCGCUACUGUCGAGCCAAUGUCCUCUCCCACUCCUUCUGCCUGAACAUGGAGGUCAUGAAAAUGGCGUGUUCAGACAUCACGGUCAACAACAUCUAUGGCUUGUUCAUUAGAAUCUCAACGAUGGGGCUGGACUUGCUGCUCAUUUUCUUCUCUUAUGUGAUGAUCCUCAAAACAGUGCUGAGCAUCGCGUCCCGUGUGGAGUGCCUCAGGGCCCUGAGCACCUGCGUCUCCCACCUCUGUGCUGUGCUGCUGUUCUACACACCAGAGUUCAGCUUGUCUCUAAUACACAGAUUAGCGAAGGACACUUCUCCUUUGCUUCGGAUUCUUCUGAGCUACGUCUCCCUGCUCGUCCCACCCCUGCUGAAUCCGAUAGUGUACAGCGUGAAAAGCACACGCCUGCGUGCGAGGAUCAUCAAAGUGUUUUUGGGGGGCAGAGGGACUCAGGGAUAG
Molecule: messenger RNA, 954 nt
Organism: Pelodiscus sinensis (Chinese soft-shelled turtle)
Lineage: Eukaryota; Metazoa; Chordata; Testudines; Trionychidae
Product: olfactory receptor 51G2-like
Biological process (GO): G protein-coupled receptor signaling pathway
Cellular component (GO): plasma membrane
Molecular function (GO): G protein-coupled receptor activity; olfactory receptor activity
Source: RefSeq, a predicted model, not a curated record